CUUUCUCAAUCUCCGUGUGGUGAGCCAGUGAUCUCCUCUCCUUGGAUCUUGCAUAUUCAAGGAGCUGGCAAUAAAGAUAUAUUUUUGCUCACCAGAAACUGAUGAACAGCUCCUGCCUCUGAAAAUCCUGGUGCACUGAUCCACAGCUCCAUCCUCUCCCCAAAGUCUUAAUGAUAUGGCUGUGCUGCUAGCACCAAGUUGGCUAUUGGUGGUGGUUGUAACCUUUUACAUUGGGCUACUGAAAUCAACGCAAGCUGGUGCUUAUUAUGGGAUUAAACAGAUGCCUCCUCAAGUGCCACAGUACCAAGCCCUUGGACAACAAGGACAACAAGUACCUCACAUGCCAGUGGGCAAAGAUGGCAUUCCACUACAGCGCAUGGGCAAGGAAGGGCCUCCCGUGCAGUAUGGGAAAGAAUAUGUGACUCAGUUUUUGAAAGAAAUCCCUCCACUCCCUGUACUUGGCAAGGAGAGAAUUUCAAAGAAACAGAAAGCAGAAAUCCCGUUAGUUGGCUUGAGAGGUGAACGUGGUCCUCCUGGGGAGCCUGGUCCAAGAGGGCCUACUGGACCUCCAGGGAUACCAGGACAUGGAGUGCCAGGAGCCAAAGGAAAACCAGGUCCACAAGGAUAUCCAGGAAUUGGAAAACCAGGAAUGCCCGGAAUGCCAGGAAAACCAGGAGGAAUGGGACCUCCUGGACCAAGAGGCGAGAUGGGGCCAAAGGGAGAGAUUGGAUCUAUGGGUAUUCCAGGACCCCAAGGGCCACCAGGACCCCAUGGACUACCUGGAAUAGGAAAACCAGGUGAUCGAGGUUUGCCAGGGCAGCCAGGACCAAAGGGUGAGCUAGGAAUGAAAGGACAACCUGGAAUACAAGGUCCCCCUGGUCCAAAAGGAGAUAAAGGCAUUGGGAUUCCAGGACUGCCAGGGUUAAAAGGUCCGCCUGGUUUACCUGGGCCUCCGGGUCCUGUUGGUCUUCCAGGAAUAGGCAAGCCAGGAUUGAUUGGUUUUCCAGGCCCACAGGGACCUGCAGGCAAGCCUGGGCUUCCAGGGGAGCCAGGGCCUCAAGGGUUAGGUGGAGCCCCUGGAAUUCAAGGUCCUCCUGGCCUUCCAGGUAUAGGAAAGCCAGGCCAAGAUGGAAUCCCAGGUCAACCAGGUUUUCCUGGUGGAAAAGGUGAACAAGGUUUGCCAGGUUUACCAGGACCUCCCGGUCUACCUGGGAUUGGUAAGCCAGGUUUCGCUGGACCUAAAGGUGACCGUGGCAUGGGUGGUGUUCCAGGGCCACUUGGGCCUAAGGGUGAAAAGGGGCACAUGGGGCCACCUGGCAUGGGUGGGCCACCAGGAGAGCCAGGCCAACCAGGGUUGCCAGGACUUAUGGGGCCCCAAGGAGCUAUGGGGUUCCCAGGCCCUAAAGGUGAAGCUGGAGCUGUUGGGCCUCAAGGGCCACUUGGUCCAAAAGGUGAACUUGGUUUACAGGGUUUCCCAGGAAAGCCUGGCUUUCCUGGGGAAGUGGGACCUCCAGGUGUAAGAGGUUUACCUGGCCCAAUUGGACCAAAAGGAGAAGCUGGUCACAAAGGCUUGCCAGGUCUGCCUGGUGCUCAUGGACCUAUGGGGCCUAAAGGAGAACCUGGAAUCCCAGGGGCUCAAGGUCAUCAAGGCCCUUCUGGAAUCCCAGGUAUAGCAGGACCCAGUGGUCCAAUUGGACCCCCUGGACUUCCUGGGCCUAAAGGAGAACGAGGGCUACAAGGUCCUCCAGGGUUUCCAGGAGUAGGAAAACCUGGUAUUGCAGGGAUACAAGGGCCACCUGGAAAACCUGGAAUGAUUGGUUUGCCUGGCCAACCAGGGCUCCAGGGACCUCCAGGACCUCCUGGUCCCCCUGGUCCCCCAGUAAUAGUCCAACCCACACCACCAGCAAUUGGACAAUAUUUGCCUGAGGUGGGUCCAGGCAUUGAUGGAGUGAAGACUCCACAUGGCUACAUGGGUAAGAAAGGCAAACACAGUGGUGCAGCCUACGAGAUGCCAGCUUUCACAGCUGAGCUCACCACUCCUUUCCCACGAGUUGGAGUGCCGGUGAUGUUUGACAAGCUCCUCUACAAUGGCAGGCAGAAUUAUAACCCACAGACUGGCAUCUUCACCUGUGAAAUCCCUGGGAUUUACUACUUCGCCUACCACGUUCACUGUAAAGGAGGAAAUGUCUGGGUGGCUUUGUUCAAAAACAAUGAUCCAUUGAUGUACACCUAUGAUGAAUACAAGAAAGGCUUCCUGGACCAAGCUUCAGGAAGUGCCGUCAUUCAGCUGAUGCAUGGUGACAGAGUAUAUAUCCAGAUGCCAUCUGAACAGGCAGCAGGACUCUAUGCUGGGCAAUAUGUUCAUUCAUCUUUUUCAGGAUAUUUGUUGUAUCCCAUGUAAACUGAACAUUCAGACAAAACAAAAACUCUCCCCUCCACCCGCCCCCCAAUGCUUCAAAUCUAUACCAUUGAAAGAUGCAUUUAAUGACUGUUUGGGACCAUCAUGUACAAUAAUUAAAAUAAAAUUACUGUUUUAAACAUUAUGUACAGCUUGUGAUAAAAAGAAAAGGUGGUGAUAAACCUAAGGGAAGCUGUUGGCUGUACAAAGAAUAUUUUCAACAUUUGCCUGCUCCAUUUCAUUAAGGGUUAUACCGUGUUAAAGUUCGUAACAGGUAACUCAUCUGUCUUUUCUACUGUUUGAGGUCCAGAAAGAUUAAAGAAAAAGAAGCAAGAGAAGGCACUACAGUGCUAUUUUUUCUAGAAAGAAUAUAAAAAUGCAUACUUAGAAGUAUGGUCAGCAAUCCUGCAAGAUAAAAUGCGUUUCUCCCUUGCCAAAAGUAAUUUUCUUUUCAUGUAACGUUGAUAAAAAAGAAUGUUGCUCAAGUCAAAGCUCUUUUCCAGCAAGCACUAGCUCAUCUUCCUACCUUCUGGAAUAUUUUUUUUAAAGCAGCAAGGUAGACAUAUGGAGCACAGAAAAUCAAUGACUUUUUGGAUAUCUUUAUGCCAAAGUUAGUAACAGCACAAUAUUAACAGCACAGUCUUAAACAGACUUAGAAAAAAGGCUUUAAUGGACUUGGUAUAAUGGUGUGGUAAUUACACACUAAAUCUGUUUUAUGAAGCCAAUUAAUGUCAAUAUAGGCUAAGCUGAAGUUGGUAGCUGUUGCCUCACAGAUGGGUCAGUAAAUCUCUGGAAAUGGUUAGUGGGAACAGUAAGACUCCAGUAACUAAGGCAUGAUAUUUGGGUCAAGAUGUAGCCUGGAGAAACCCUACAGCUCAGUUCUUUAUACUUUUAGGUUUCACUGAUUUAAAUACAUACAUGGUUAACUUUGCCAUUGAAAUCAAUAGGACACAAAAGUGCUUAACUUUGCAUCAUGCACCCUCUGUGAGCCCCAUUACUACAUAGUUUGGAAAUCACUGUCCAGGAUCUUGAACAAAAAAAAUUUCUAUUGGAUUUAGAAGAAAGCACCAGUGGUUCUUUGAUAUGCUUAAAAGCAAAGCUGUUUAUUCAUCUAAUAUCUUCUACAUCCACUUAUAAAAUGAAUAAGAUGGCUACUGAUAGUCCAGAAUGGUGCAUUGGAAUAAAUGUUGUCUGCAGCGUCAUGCAAAUUAGCUGCAUAAAUGCCCAAGCCUGUGCAUUCUUUACUGAGAAGUUGGUCCAACUGAGUUGCAUGAGACUUAUUUCUGGGCAGGGGUGUAUAGGACUGCAGCUUUACAAUGCAGUCCUAAACAGAGUUAUGCUCAAUUCAUUGAAAUUAGAAGGCUGUAAUUGUGUUUAGGAUUGCCCUGCUAGUGUAGCAACUGACUUCAAGCACUUAGUAUUUAUUUUUCAUUCAGAAUUACAUUUGCCUAUGAGAAUGUGCAGGCUACAUAAUCUUGUGUAUGUGGCAGUUACAAAAUACUACAGCCACAAUCCAGCACAGAAUCAGCUGUGUUUAAACCCAUUGCACUUAAUCAACAUUUUUGCACACACCACAGCUGUGGCUAUGAACACAUAACCCUGGCUAGUAAGUGACAACCCUGCAAAUCAAAUAGCAGAAGAAUUUAAUUUACUUCUGUUCCUUCUGCUAAAUGGCUGGUCAGCACUAUUAUCAGUUCUCUAUGUGUGCAUAGCUGGCCCAAAACAAUAGGGAAUGCAGGUUGCUGCUUAGGGCAUCAACAUUCAAGCAGCACUAGGAUACUCAGAACACCCUCAAUGCAGCACUCACCCCAGAAUCUUGCAAAAACUGUGUCUGGGACAGGAACAUCCCACCCUCCUGAUUUUCCAAAAGACAAUCCCUUCUCUCUUAUGCAGAAGGGGGAGAGGAUCACCACAGGAGAGAAAGGAGUACAAACUUCCCUUAAUGCCCCCCAUCCCCACUGAGAUUAAACAUUGUUCAGGGCAGCAAUACAAUUGGAGCCGAUUCUUGCAUACAUAGUACCUGUUUGCACAGAAGUUUUCAAAGUAGUAAUACCUCCGUAAAAGCCUCCCUCUGUUUUCCUUAUAGUUAGAUUGCAGCCAUCUGAAUCAACGGGUCUAAGCAUAUCCCGCUGUUCACUGGAUUGUAGCCUAUCACCAACAACGGUGCUAAUAUCACAUGGAAAAAGGAGUUGCAAAGAUUAUUUUAAAACAGUAUGCUGCACAUCACACUUUACGUUACUUUAAAUACUGUUACAAGUUCCAACACAUUAAGUGGGACUUGCAUAUUUAAGUGAAACAAAGUCUCUUCAAUCCAGACUCAAUAUGGACUGAAACUUGCAUUUCUUUUAUUUAAUUACAGAGUUUAAUGCAAUAUAAUAUCUGCAGAAGACUGCAAUGCCUGAGAUAUGGUGCUAGAAAUCAAAUAUUUUAUAGAGUGUUGGAAGCAAUGGGCCAUUUAGGAACCAGGGCUACCUUGGAUCAGUUGCUAGGAUAUAUAUGAGAAAGAUGAAAAAUAGCAAAUAAUUUUGUAUUUAAUUUUUGUACUGAUUUUAAAAGAACUUAUUAAAUAUCUUUUAAAAAUG
Messenger RNA from Eublepharis macularius, 4980 nucleotides. RefSeq names its product collagen type VIII alpha 1 chain (gene COL8A1). The coding region runs from base 176 to 2401 and encodes 741 amino acids. Gene Ontology annotation, molecular function: protein binding. The record is from RefSeq and is a predicted model, not a curated record. NCBI's taxonomy places the organism in Eukaryota, Metazoa, Chordata, Lepidosauria, Squamata, Eublepharidae. The transcript has 4 exons.